Messenger RNA from Linum trigynum, 2646 nucleotides. NCBI's taxonomy places the organism in Eukaryota, Viridiplantae, Streptophyta, Magnoliopsida, Malpighiales, Linaceae. The record is from the annotation of a GenBank genome assembly.
CCCAAUUAACACGAAAAAUAAUAAUAAUAAUAAUAAUAUGAAACAUCAUUAUUAUAAUAACAUUCACAUGAAACCUCCCCAUAUAAAAAUUGCAAGAGUUUUGACUUGUGAGCGACAUGAUGUUGUUGUUAAAACGAAAACCAAACAAGGAGCGAAGAAGAAGAAGAGAUGGCCGACAGCACCAACCACCACCACCUCGGAGGCGCGUCGACGAGCGGCGGCGGAGGAGGAGACGACGGCGGCGGCGGGGGUUGGUCGAGGGAGCAGGCGGAGAGGCUGCUCCCGAUCGCCAACGUGGGGCGGAUAAUGAAACAGAUCCUGCCGCCGAACGCCAAGGUGUCGAAGGAGGCGAAGGAGACGAUGCAGGAGUGCGUGUCGGAGUUCAUCAGCUUCGUCACCAGCGAGGCGUCGGAGAAGUGCCGGAAGGAGCGGCGGAAGACGGUCAACGGCGACGAUGUUUGCUGGGCGAUGGGGUCGCUGGGGUUCGACGACUAUGCUUCGCCUCUCCGGCGGUACUUGCAUCGGUAUAGGGAGGUGGAAGGGGAGAGAUCGACGGCUGGUGGUAAUAACAAUCAGGGCGGCGGCGGCGGAGGAGGAGGAGGGCGGCGGUAUGAGCAUGAUGAUGAUCCGGCCGGCGGCGGCGGUGGAGGGGGAGGGCCUAGUUCGUUCAAGUUUGAUGGGAUUUGAUUUUUUUUGUUUUGUUGACUAGUGGGGUUCUUCACUACUUCUUCUUUCUUCUUCUUCAAUUGAGGGCAAUUUUGUUUUUGAGUUAGCUAGAGAAGAGAAAUUCAGAAGGUAUAAAUACUUUCUUUUUUGUUGAAGGCUAGAUUUCUUGAUGAGAUUUUAUCAAUUGGGUUUGAUCUAGUGUACAAGUUUGGGGGUUAGAUUGUUUCUUUGGGUUGGGAGGGGGGGGGGGGGGUUGAUCUUAUUAUAUGUCUGGAUUCAAACUAUCAUUGUUUCAUGGUUAGAUUAGAUAUUUGAGCAAUUGAAACAUGUAGAUUUGAGGAAUUGGGAAUGAAUUGGUGAUGAUGUUUCGGAUUAUCGUUGAAUCUAUGUUUCACAUGAUUGUCCAGAUUGUUGCAGAAAGUAACGAUGAGAGUUCCUUUUCAGCAGGAAAGAACACAGUUUAAGAAGUCUUCUUUGAUAGAGCAGAACACACUCUUGUUGUCCUUUGAUUCGUCAAGUAAAUCUGUUAGUUUCAGCGUUGAUGAGCUUGAAAGCAUGUGAUUCUCGGUGUCUGUACGUUGUACAAGAAAAGAAGCGUAAUUUUUUAGUUUAUGGGUGAAUGUUUUUGAAAUUCUCCAAGAAAGGAAGAGAAAUUUGUAAUUCAUCGAUGACUACACAUCCAAUGUUUUACAGAAAUAAUAAACUAAUUCGCAAUCAUUCAUUCACUUAACUAGGAUAUUCAUAUAUGGUAUGUUAUUGUUUGUAGACACAAAACCGUUUUCCAGUUUUCUGGAGUCUAAGAACGUAGUUCCGACUUUUUAUCUCUAUCUAAAAAAACAAUAAAUCAUUGAAAACAUACUUAUUGCAAUUCAAGUACAUUUGAUUGACAUUUUUAAAACAUAAUCCAGAAUUUACUAGUAGGUUUUGCUAUAUUCUAUAGCUAUAUAUCUAGCGGUCAACUCAUCACAAUUUAGACAAUAUCACCUCUACCUCUAUGUACUCAUCAAGCCCAAUAAGUUUAGGAACACUAACAAAUUGUUGGGUUUGCUAGUAUCUCCAAAUUAAUUCGGAUAUUGUCAAUAUGGAGUAUCUGUUAGUAAACGGUAUAUGAUCCACAAUUGAAUCUCUUCCAACAACUCGAGUUAUUCGGACGAUCAGUUUUCAUGAAGGGUGGAUCAUUUCUUCCAAGUCAUAGUAAUUUUGUAGUUACCAUAGACAUACUCUUAAUCUUUAACUAAUUGUUGUGUGCAAAUAACCUAUUUGUCAAUCUUCUUCCCAGUUUAUAUAAUUUCUUGGAUACUCGAUGAAGAUGAAGUGAUGACAAAACCUUGAAAGAAUUAAUGGGUGAUGAAAGUGAUGGCGGGAAUCAUUUGUUUCCUCCUUAGCAACAAGAAGAAUAUGAAAUCGGAUAAGGUCAGUCAAUAUGAACCAUAUGAAAUAUCUGCUAGCUAUUCUAUUAUUAUUAUUAGUAUUACUUUGGCCAUAUUUGUGGUAUACUCUGGAUUUUAGGUGAAUGGUCACUGAAACUAGAUCUAAUAAUCAAAAUUUUAAAUUUAAUCACUGGUAUUUGUUUACAAUAUAACUAAUCUAUUCAUAUUUUGUUUAUGAAACUCAUUUGAUAAAUCCCAAAAGUUCUACACAACAAGUUUUUAUAGGGGUCGUUUGGAAGUUGCUAUUGUUUUGUUGAGAUUUUCAUUAUCCAUGUAUUGUUUACAAUGCAUCGUUUUUUUUUGUUUUUUUAGCAGAAAAAAUACAUGGAUUGUUUCUAUGAUGUGACAGAAACUAUCACUCAUUUUGGGUGAUUGUUAUAUCUCAACUUUUAGUUGUGAUUGUUGAGUUGAGAUUGUUUUGUCUAAGCUUUUAGUUGAUGCGACAUACACAAUCACACAUACUAAACGUUGUAUUCUACAAUGCAUCAAAUUCGACAAUACAUGUAUAAUAUUAUACAUGCAUUCUCAACAAUACAUCUAUUUAACAAUC